This is a messenger RNA of Thermothelomyces thermophilus ATCC 42464, 1975 nucleotides long. RefSeq names its product glycoside hydrolase family 7 protein. The transcript is spliced from 2 exons. Gene Ontology annotation, biological process: carbohydrate metabolic process. The coding region runs from base 444 to 1814 and encodes 456 amino acids. The record is from RefSeq and is a predicted model, not a curated record. NCBI's taxonomy places the organism in Eukaryota, Fungi, Ascomycota, Sordariomycetes, Sordariales, Chaetomiaceae. Gene Ontology annotation, molecular function: hydrolase activity, hydrolyzing O-glycosyl compounds.
CCCCCCUACAUUAGGAGGGGAUCCGGGGCCGCUGCCCGUUUUCCGUCUUGGUAUUCCCGGCUGACACAACGGUUCUCCAGAGUGAUAACCGAGGCACACCAGUAGCAGUCCACGAUGGCACGGCAGGGGAUACAUUCCGCCCGGAACAACCCAAGAUCUGGGAAUCCCAGUGACGACCCCGGGGUCCUCCGGGGUCCCCCGAUUUCGUCUGAACCGACGAACUGGAAGGAGGCGAGCCUUGGAACGAUGGGGGAUAUGAUAUAUAUUAAGAUGCAACAUUCUCUCCCUCCCUCCUCUCUUUCUCCCUCCCCCCCUCUCUCCUCCUCUUCCCCUCCUCCCCGCCGUUCUCUCUCCAUGAGCCUCAAUUCUUGCUCCGAGCGCGGUGUAUUUCCCCCACGAGGAAUUGACAAAAGAAAAAGAAAAAGACAAGACUCUCGAGAACGAUGGGUCGCGGCGCUGCUUUCCUAGGCCUCGCCUCGCUCCUCGUGGGCGCGGCCAAGGCCCAGACGCCCGGCGAGGGCGAGGAGGUGCACCCGCAGAUCACGACGUACCGCUGCACCAAGGCGGACGGGUGCGAGGAGAAGACCAACUACAUCGUGCUGGACGCCCUAUCGCACCCGGUCCACCAGGUCGACAACCCGUACAACUGCGGCGACUGGGGCCAGAAGCCCAACGAGACGGCCUGCCCGGACCUCGAGUCGUGCGCCAGGAACUGCAUCAUGGACCCGGUCUCGGACUACGGCCGGCACGGGGUCUCGACCGACGGCACCUCGCUGCGCCUCAAGCAGCUAGUCGGCGGCAACGUCGUCAGCCCGCGCGUCUACCUGCUCGACGAGACCAAGGAGCGCUACGAGAUGCUCAAGCUGACCGGCAACGAGUUCACCUUUGACGUCGACGCCACCAAGCUGCCCUGCGGCAUGAACAGCGCCCUCUACCUCUCCGAGAUGGACGCCACCGGCGCCCGGAGCGAGCUCAACCCGGGCGGCGCCACCUUUGGCACCGGCUACUGCGACGCCCAGUGCUACGUCACCCCCUUCAUCAACGGCCUCGGCAACAUCGAGGGCAAGGGCGCGUGCUGCAACGAGAUGGAUAUCUGGGAGGCCAACGCGCGGGCGCAGCACAUCGCGCCGCACCCGUGCAGCAAGGCGGGGCCGUACCUGUGCGAGGGCGCCGAGUGCGAGUUCGACGGCGUGUGCGACAAGAACGGCUGCGCCUGGAACCCGUACCGGGUCAACGUGACGGACUACUACGGCGAGGGCGCCGAGUUCAGGGUGGACACGACCCGGCCCUUCUCGGUCGUCACGCAGUUCCGCGCCGGCGGCGACGCGGGGGGCGGCAAGCUCGAGAGCAUCUACCGGCUCUUCGUCCAGGACGGCAGGGUGAUCGAGUCGUACGUCGUCGACAAGCCCGGCCUGCCCCCGACGGACCGCAUGACGGACGAGUUCUGCGCCGCCACCGGCGCCGCCCGCUUCACGGAGCUCGGCGCCAUGGAGGCCAUGGGCGACGCCCUGACGCGCGGCAUGGUCCUCGCCCUCAGCAUCUGGUGGAGCGAGGGCGACAACAUGAACUGGCUCGACUCGGGCGAGGCCGGCCCCUGCGACCCGGACGAGGGCAACCCGUCCAACAUCAUCCGCGUCCAGCCCGACCCGGAGGUCGUCUUCAGCAACCUGCGCUGGGGCGAGAUCGGCUCAACCUACGAGUCCGCCGUCGACGGGCCCGUCGGCAAGGGCAAGGGCAAGGGCAAGGGCAAGGCUCCCGCCGGCGACGGCAACGGGAAGGAGAAGAGCAAUGGCAAGCGCUUCAGGAGGUUCUGAGCAACCUUGAUAUUAUUUUUUUCUUUCUUUCCUUCACCAGUUAAUUAGUUGCCUUUGAUUAGAAAGAGAGAGAGAAAACAAAGGGGAGUAGUAAUUAGACCACGAUGCUGCAUAUAGAACAGAUCUGUAGUGUAGACGUGUGUAUGUUACAUGAUAACCCG